Epinephelus moara (kelp grouper) is the source of this 5665-nucleotide messenger RNA. RefSeq names its product NACHT, LRR and PYD domains-containing protein 12. NCBI's taxonomy places the organism in Eukaryota, Metazoa, Chordata, Actinopteri, Perciformes, Serranidae. The transcript is spliced from 8 exons. The coding region runs from base 1279 to 4032 and encodes 917 amino acids. Gene Ontology annotation, cellular component: cytoplasm. The record is from RefSeq and is a predicted model, not a curated record. Gene Ontology annotation, molecular function: protein binding.
CGAAAGGCUCCACAUUUGCACACCGCGAUGGAUGUCGUCCAGACCGGGCGAGAUAAGUUAAAAAAAAACUUUCAUUCUUUGUUACAUGUCGUCUUUUGACAGUUUUUGUCCUAGUCCCUCUUUGAUUUGUUUUAAGGUAACUUUUAAUGAUUCGACAUCCUGCCAGGGGAGUAUGGACCCAUAAAGGGGUAAUACAAGUGACUCGGUCAUUCCCAAUGCCUCCCACUAGUGGUCGGAAUGGUUUAGACCCACCUACAGUUUGGAGCGGUCCUAACUGACACAGGAGGCUCCAUAUUCACAUCGCAUGGGGGAUGUCGUCGCCAGGCCGGGCGAGAUAAGUACAAAAAAUACUUACAUUUUUAAUGUUAUAUGUUGUCUUGGGAGAGUUUUUGUCCUAGUCCCUGUUUGAUUUGUUUUAUGGUAGCUUUCGACACGCAGCCAGGAGCCCAUUACCAGGCAUUACUAACGACUCGAUAGCCCUCUGCCUCCCCCUAGUGGUUGGAAUGGUUUGACCCACCUACAGUUUGGAGCAGUCUUUAUUGAUUGCUGUGUCUUUUUAGAGUUUUAUAGUGAUUGACCCUUGUGGGGCUUCUUAUGUGGAGGUGUCCUUUAGUUUUUAUGAAUUUUCAGUAAAGGCUAUUUUUGUAUUAUACACCUCUCUGUGUGGAGUGAAUGUUCUCUUGCUUCUGACACCGGAUAAGACCAGGUUAAAAGCGGUGGCAGCAGCUCUGAGCUACGAUUAAUCAUUAACAACUACAAUUGAUUACAGUGGCAAACAAUGGAAAAACUCAGGUAAUGUUAAGUAUAGUAUUUAAGUGAAUGUACAACUCUGAUUUUCCCUAUCUAUAUCUUAAUUAAGGCGCAUAUCAUAAUGGCUGGAAGGGGACAUAUUCAAACUAUAAGAUUAGCAUAUUUAAAAUCCUCGCGGGACACUUCCUGUCGUCUGUAAGGCAGCGUGCAGGGUUUAAUACCACACUGUACUUCCUGUUUUGUAUUGCUCGAGGAUUUAAUUGGCUGGCUGCUCGUGUGUAGUGUUCACAGUGUAGGCGCCACCCCACCCAUUAAAACUACAAUCUGCCCGCUCUCUCUAAAGAUACUGUUUUCUUUACGACACGUUGUCUAACUUACUUUGUUUUCCAGCAGCGCUGCAUUCAAGGUAACAAUACUACACUCCUGUUUUGAAAAAUUACAAUGUACAUUGUUAUUGUGUCUUGUGAGACAUGCUGGUUGACUGCUUUGAAAGUAAAGUACAGUUAAUUACUUGCAGACACAAAGGACAUGUUGCCAGCAGACAGUCAGCUCUCUGAACUGUACUAUAUUUUUUGUAUUCUCACUACAGUGAUCUUCACAAUGGACAAAGGCUCUGUGCUGACUCACAUCCUGAAAUCAAAUGACAUGUCGACACUUCUUGGUGGAGAGCUGCCUGUCAGUGUCAUCAGCAACAAUAAGUACAUAUCCCCACUGACUGCUGAAGCUCAGGCGGCAGACAGAAAUGGGGAAGAGGACCCGCCCUCCCUUGAUUGUGCCAUCCAUACUGCUCUGUCUGGUGAAAUCAAAUCUGUGAUACUGGUCGGUCCUGAAGGUUCUGGCAAAACCACAGCUUUGGUGAAGCUUGUUAUGGGCUGGGCGAAAGGAGAGCACCUUCAAAAGUUCUCAUAUGUUUUCCAUUUCCGGUUCAGGGAGUUGAAUUCUCUUGAUGGAGCGCUCUCCUUGGAGACAUUACUGCUGCACCAUCACAGCCAUGCCCCCCCUGAGUCUGUGCCCCUACUUCUGCAGAAGCCUGAGGAUGUGCUGUUUGUUUUUGAUGAUCUGGAUCGGUACAAACACAGCCUGGAUCCCUCCGUCCACACCCUCUGCUCUGACCCCACCCAGGCAGCCUCGGUGCCCUGUUUAGUGGCCAGCUUGCUCCAUGGGUCGCUGAUGAAAGGAGCUACCUUUGUGGUGGCAACCAGGCCGACAAGUGGUCUGGAGUUUCUGAGUGGCACCCGUGUGGAGGUGCUGGGGUUUCUGAAGCCACAAAGAGAGGCCUACUUUAACGGGUUCUUCACAGACCCGGCUGUUGCCAAAAAAGCACUUACACACAUGGAAAGGACUUUAGGUUUCUAUGAUGUCUGUGCCUCACCCAAAUUUUGUUGGACAGUUUGCUCUGUUUACAAGUCUCUGAUGGAUGCUGGAGCAAAACUUCCUGAAACAUUAUCUCAGCUGUGUGUAGACAUCCUGGUCCACCUGAUUCAGACGCUCUCGCUGAACAACGCCAGCAGCAGAGAUCUAGUGUUGGCCCUCGGCAAGCUGGCGUCUCAUUGCUUUCUUGACCAGCAUUCGAGCUGCACCAAAGAGGAAAUGGAUUCCUUUGGUUUCCAGCAGUUUCUUAACUCAGUUGGUGUUUUCUUGCAUGUAGAAGGCGACCAAUCAGAUGUCUUCUCUUUCCGCUCCCAACUGAUGCAGGAGUUCCUCUUGGCUGCGUCUUUCUUUUUGGAUAAGUCACCAUCUGAGGGUGUGGAGAAGAUGUUGGAGAAGCACAAAGGCUGUGUCAAGUUUCUAGAUUUCUUCAUGUCAGGGCUCUCUGAGCCACUUCAGCGCCGACCCUUGGAGAACGUGCUGGGAGAGCUGAACUCGGAUCGGAUUGUGGAUUUCAAAAGCUGGUUUAAAAGCAGCUCAGAAAAGACACUGAAAGAGUGCUACAAAGAAAGGCAACACCGCUGCUUCCAUCUGCUUCAUCAAGCUCAAAGUGAGAGUUUGGUGAAAGAGAUCAUCACCCCCUCAGCACGAGUAGGCAUCAGCUACGGAGACCUGAGCCUCCAAGACUGUGUAGCUCUGAGUUAUGUUGUCACGUGCCUCGGUGAGAUGGAGCAGUUGAACCUGUACGGUACAAAAAAUCUGACGGAGGAGCAGGCAGAGAGGCUGAUUCCAGCUAUGAGCAUAUCGCAGAAGAUAAUCUUGUCAGGCAGCUCUGUCAGCACUGGAGCUGUCCAUCAUCUGGCUUCAGCUCUCAGCAGAGGACUCACCAAGGAGCUGGAUCUCUCUAACAGCCGCCUCGGGGAUGAAAAGUUCAAAAUUCUCUGCGCUGGACUCAGAGACUGCAAGCUGCACACACUGAAACUUUUAAUGUGCAGACUGACAGAGGGAAUCUGUGAAGAUCUGGCGCCUGUCCUGACCUCAGCCACCUCUCAGCUGUCUGUGUUAGAUAUGAGGUCUAAUCAGAUCGGAGACCAGGGCUUCACCACAAUGUGCAAAGCACUGCACAGUCCUCACUGCAAACUACAGGAGCUCAUGCUACAAAACUGCGAGUUGACUGCAGCAUCCAUGGAGACUUUAUCAGCAGCUGUAUGUUCUGGCCAAUCACAGUUGAGAAAGGUGGGCUUGACACAUAAUGUGAUUGGUGAUAGAGGAGUGGAGACUUUGUGCAAGUCCCUGCAACACCCACUCUGUAAACUGCAGAGCCUCAAUUUCUUUGACAGUGAGUUGACUGGUGCGUGCUGUCCUCAUUUGAUGGAGGCCUUGAUGUCAGAGCACUGCUCUCUGACAGAGCUGGAUCUGUCAGUGAAUGAUUUGGGCCAGGAGGGGGCGCUGCUGCUUUGCCAAGCCCUCAGUCGACCAGGAUGUCCAAUGGAAAAACUGGGCUUGAAACGAUGCAAGUUAACUGAGGCAGUCUUCAAGGAGCUGAGCUCUGUGCUGAGGAGUGGCACGUCUCAACUGAAGUCCCUAAUCGUUGGUAUAAAUGCAGUAGGAGACCAAGGGGUUAAACAUCUCUGGGAUGCUGUUGCACAUCCAAACUGCCUGUUGGAGGAGCUGGAUGUUGAGAUGACCGGUUUGACGGACGCCUGCGUUGAGGACAUGUGUGCUGCAAUAAGAGCCAGUAAAACUCUGAAGAGCCUGGAACUGAGGAACAACACUCUGACUGAUGUUUCCGUCCCAGCCCUCGUCGAAGUCAUGCAGGACAGCCCCAACAUGAAGGAGAUGAACCUGAAGUACAACGAAUUCUCUGAGGAAGUUUUCGACAUGUUGGACGAGUGUGAUACAAUACGAUACUAAAGUAGGCUGAUCAGUCCAUCGAUCUCACAUACAGUGCUGUGUGGAUCAAUCCAACUGCCCACACACAGAAAAAUAACUUUUUUGAUAAUCAGCUGUCAUUUAUCAAGCAGUUGCUCCCCCAGAAAGUUUUCAUAGGCGUGGUCAGAUAGUGCCACUGAAAAUCUUGGGGUGGCACUUAAAAAACAAGAAACAAAGCCAUAACUGAAUUUCAGGAAUCUGCUUAUGCUGUGGAAGUAUAUAGAGUUAAGGAAUCGCAUACCAAUCGCAUUCUUAAUUUACAGCUUUUAUUACUAAUUAUCUGAGCCCAGUUGUUUAAAAAAAUUCAGUCUGGAUCAGAACGAACCAGAUUCGGAAAUGUCCCGUGUGUUGCUGUCCAAGAUCAGCUAAUCCAUCUUACUUUUGUGCAGGUUUAACAAAGCAACAUUGGAAUGAAUCACCUUGAUCCAGAUACAAAAGUUUCAGCAUUACCAAAUUAGGAUAAUCAGUGUUCUAAAUGGGACUACAUAUUACAAUGUCAGCAGUCUGCCAAAAAACACACUGCAAUUACCACUUUUUGCUGUAGGUGCUGCCAAAGAGAACAAAACAACAGAGAUAUUUGGAUUAUAACUUUGAGGGGAUUUUGACAGUUAUUUGAUAACUGAAUGAAUUUAUUUCAUGGGGACAACAACCUUUUUUCCCCUUGUGUUUUACCUAAUGUCUACUUUAUCUACUUUACAUUAAAUCAAGUGGAAAAUAAAGUGGAAAAUAUAAGUAAUUGUGUGUAUAUAUUAGACCAAUUUAAAAGUUUUAUUUUGUUCCCUAAAUCCACCCUGAAUCCACCCUUCUUCUGAUUCAGUCAUACUAAAGUUUUGAACUGAAGCUUCGAUCCAGAUAAAAACCAAGACUGGAUUAUGUGAUCUGAUCCGAAUUGAGAACCCCAUUUUUUUUGUUUUUUAAUAACCCAUUUUCAGGAUUUGAUCCAAUCCGAUAGCCGGAAUCUGAUCAGAUUACUUCUGAACAACUGGGCCCAGAUGUGCAAAGAUGAAUAACGUUACAGUUAACAUUUUGAGUUCCAUUACAGUCCUGCUUUAAUGUGUUAUGUAUCUAUACAUGUAAGGCAAUUCAUUGUUCUUCAUAUAAUCUGCCUGUCCUUUUCUUUAUGACAACUAUACAACAAAUAUACAGCUUUAAUUUAAAAGGAGUAAAUUCAUUGUAAGGGACAAAUAUUUACUGGGAACAAGCUUUCUCAAGUUUAGGGAAGAUACACAUAGAACCCAUUUUCAUUCAGGUAUCUAGAGGUGAGGGUUCUAGGGACCCCUUAAGAAAUGGCGAUGCCAGUUAUUCCUUAGCCAAAAUUUGGCCUAAAUUGGGAGCAUUAUUUAGCCCCUUUCCUGACAACCUAUGUCGACAUGGUUGGUACGAUCACGCAAUCUUAAAAUAUGAGCACACCACAGCCUUUAAAAAACAGUAAUAUAGGCCUUUCCAUUAGUUUCAAGCUUUGGGGCACAUUCACUGAUUCAAGCUUCUCAAAUGUGAAAUUUUAUUUUGGUUUCCCUUCUCCUGUGUGAAAGUAAAUUAAGUAUCUUAAAGGUUUGGACUGUUGGUCUGACAAAACAAGAAAUGUGAUCAAUUCACCUGAAGAAAAUUGCACUUU